GCGGCUGAGGGAGGGCCCACAGAGCCUCUCGGAGCCUCAGUGAGAGGACCUGCCUGCGGCGUGAGCCCAGAGCCCCAGAGAUGAGGACCCUGGCCCUGACUCUGACCGUCGCCCUCGGCCUGACCUCGGCCCUGCAGGCCCAGGACAACCUGUCCUUCCAGGGGCCGGAUGUUUUGGGGAAGUGGUUCAUCACGGCCGUCGUGGAGACCGAGGGCCUCACAGGGGACAGGGUGUUCCCCAUCACGUUCUCCGUCCUGAGCGACACCCACGUGUGGGCCUCCACAACACUCAGGACCCGGGGCUUCUGCUACGACGUGGACGUCGUCCUGGAGAAGACCAGCGGGUCCGGCACUUACACCGCCUCGAGGGGCAAGACCCACGUGGAAGUGGAGGAGCUGCCUGCAGAGGACCACCUCAUGUUUUACUGUGAAGGGCCGUUCGAGGCGGGAAGGUUCAGAGCAGCCAAGCUCUUGAGUAGGAAUCCCGACGUGAACCCAGAGGCUCUGGAGGCUUUUAAGAAAUUCGCACAGCGCAAGGGCUUGUCUCCGGAGGACAUCUUCACACCUGAGCAGACGGAAAGCUGCAAGCCUGAAAGUGACUAGGGGCAGGGGGCACCAGGCUCCACAGCAGCCCCCGGCAGCGCCAUCAGGACCCGCCAUCCUGCGGGACAUGGGAGGAGCCCCUGGACCCUGGGCCUCCCCACCCCCUGCUCCCCUGCCCCGCUUUCUCGCCCAGCCCUCCCUCCCCUCUCCUGGCUUCAAAUAAAAGGCUUCAGCGUC
Messenger RNA from Capra hircus (goat), 779 nucleotides. RefSeq names its product vomeronasal secretory protein 1. Gene Ontology annotation, molecular function: small molecule binding. The record is from RefSeq and is a predicted model, not a curated record. Bases 81 to 602 code for a protein of 173 amino acids. The transcript is spliced from 7 exons. Lineage: Eukaryota; Metazoa; Chordata; Mammalia; Artiodactyla; Bovidae.